UGGGGGCUUCUGUCAGUCUAUUUUGUAAACACGUGCAGGAAAAUGCCCAAUGUGAAAACAAAAGCUGAUAAAUCGCUAGGAAAAGCCCUUAUCAACGAUAGAUUUAAGAAGCGAGGGAAGAAGAAGACUGUGGACAAUGGGUCUAUGUUUCACACGACUGAAGUCAAGGAUGGUUAUGAUUGGGGUCGCUUGAAUUUGCAGUCCGUGACGGAGGAGUCGUCGUUUCAGGAUUUCCUGAGAACAGCUGAAUUAGCCGGGAAGGAAUUCCAGGCUGAGAAACUGAACAUUGCCUUUGUGAAUGUGAAGAAAGAUUUUGGGGUGCUCAGUGAGGCAGAACGACGGGAAGCUGAGCAGAAGCAUAGGGACAAGAAGAGUCUAUUGACCAUUCCCCGACGUCCAAAGUGGACAUCUGAGACGACACCUGAGGAACUUCAGCAACUGGAAAAUGAGAGUUUUCUCAAUUGGAGACGGUCGCUGGCUCUGCUGCAGGAAAAUGAGGAUUUGCAGAUGACUCCUUAUGAGAAGAAUUUGGAUUUCUGGCGUCAGCUGUGGCGUGUGAUUGAGAGAAGUGAUGUGAUUGUGCAAAUUGUCGAUGCUCGCAAUCCUCUGUUGUUCCGCAAUGAAGAUCUCGAGAAAUAUGUGAAGGAAGUGGGUCAGGAGAAAGGAAACAUGAUCCUUAUCAAUAAGUCGGACUUCCUCACUGACGAUCAACGCAGGAAAUGGGCUGAAUUUUUUGAUCAGCGAGAAAUUCGGGUGGUUUUCUUCUCAGCACUGCAAGCUAGAGAGUCUGCAGAUUUGGCGGAUGUUGAGGAAGAAGAAAACGAGGAAGAAGAGGUGGAAAGUAGUCCUGCAAAGGCUCUGAUGGAGAAGAUUGACAAAGUUGAGGAGGAAAUGACACAAUUGGAGGAAGAUCUGAGUAAAAUGCUGAAGCAGGAAGAAGUUUUGAAGGAGAAAGGAGGAAAUUCAUGGAAGAAAAACAAUCCAGAUAUCCUUUCUCCGGAGGAACUUAUUGAACUUUUCCAGCAUAUUCACCAGCAUCCCAAGAAAGUCACCGAAGGAAUAACCACAAUUGGCCUGGUAGGGUAUCCAAAUGUGGGCAAGAGUAGCACAAUCAAUGCACUUUUGACUGAGAAGAAAGUGUCCGUUUCUGCGACUCCGGGAAAGACUAAACACUUCCAGACACUCUUCCUGCAGAAGGAUCUAAUGCUGUGUGAUUGCCCAGGGCUAGUGAUGCCAAGUUUUGUGCUGACCAAGGCUGAGAUGAUACUCAAUGGGAUUCUGCCCAUUGAUCAGAUGAGAGAUCAUGUCUCACCAAUAAAUCAACUCUGUGUCUAUAUUCCGAGGCAUGUUCUUGAAGACAGAUACGGAAUUAUGAUUCCCAAGCCGACAGGAAUGGAUGAUCCGGACAGAGCACCACAUUCGGAAGAAUUGCUUCUGGCCUAUGGAUACAAUCGGGGCUUUAUGACGGCCAAUGGGCAGCCUGAUCAGGCCAAGGGGGCUCGCUACAUUCUCAAGGAUUUUGUCAAUGGGAAGCUCCUGUAUGCCUAUGCGCCGCCUGGUCACGUCCAAGAGGAAUUCCAUACAUUUCCGGAGCGACAGCGCACCGAGAGAACUCAUAUUCCUCCCCAGGAAAAACGAGCUACACGUCUUCCGGGGACGGCAAUGACGGAGGAAGAAUUCGAUGCAAUCUACUUCAGUAACAGUUCUGCUGAAGCAUAUGCCAAGGGACGCAAGACUAUGCCGCAUAUUCGUCCCUUGAGUGCUUCCAGUUCGACUCAGAGCCUGGACAGUGUCCACAUGGCGGGGAAAUCAUGGAAGGGCGGGAAGAAGGAAAAGAGAGUGAAGCUAAGGAAGCAAUAUGCUCAUCUAGAUCAGCAUUAGAAGAACCAUCCGGAAACGCACGAGAUUUUGUAAAUAAUUUAAUAUAGCACAAAAUUUUCAUGGGUUUA
Phlebotomus papatasi is the source of this 1949-nucleotide messenger RNA. RefSeq names its product large subunit GTPase 1 homolog (gene Ns3). Gene Ontology annotation, cellular component: cytosol. The transcript has 2 exons. The record is from RefSeq and is a predicted model, not a curated record. Lineage: Eukaryota; Metazoa; Arthropoda; Insecta; Diptera; Psychodidae. Bases 43 to 1881 code for a protein of 612 amino acids. Gene Ontology annotation, biological process: ribosomal subunit export from nucleus. Gene Ontology annotation, molecular function: GTP binding; GTPase activity.